AGAAAGCAACUGGUCUUUGAUCCAUCUUUGUCAGGAGGCGAGGUCACUACAACAAAAUGGCAUUUCAGUUCAUAAUUGCCUGACCCUAUGUUCACCAGGUCAGCCGGAGAACAGCAUCAAACACAAAUGCAAUGAAAACGGAGCAUACAACUCUGAGCACAAGUGUGUGUUGUUUUGGAGGUAAAGCAUAGUGAGUAUAUUCUUGGCAUGGAUGGUGAAUAAAUAUUUUAAUGAAUAAAUUAGACACUUUGGUGAUGUUGAAAGGAGAGUCUGCACUGCAUAACAGUCUGUACAAAGAUCACCAGUUUGAAAACCACAUAAGGAGUCUCUGAUUAAUGUGAUGCUCUGAUAUUUAGACCUACACUGAUCUGUCUGGUAAAUCCUCUUGCAACUCAUGCCCACUCCAUUUUCCCCUUGUCAGUAGUGUGUUUUGUCAUAAUUGAUAAUGCUGUUCUGUCUGUGCCAGCAAGUAUGAAUGAUGAAAAUCUUGACUGGGGGGAGGAAAGAGGCUGGAGUGAGGGAGGGCCAAUUAUCUUAUUGUUUAACCCACUCAAGGUAGAAGCCCAUCAAUCUGAAACCACUUGCUCAAAUGACUCAUGUUCAGCCUUUAUAAAAGUUUAAUUGGCUUAUAUAAUUAACACUGAGGGGAAAGACGUGUGUUGUCAUUUAGAGGGGCGAAAAAUGACCUGUCUGGAUGAGAAAUGUGUGCAGUUGUACGUAUCCUGAUUAUGUAAUCGAUUGCACAAAAAUGAAUAGAUUUCUGAUCACUUUUUUGGUAAUAUUUAAGAAACAAAACUUGCCUGAAAAUAAAGUGAAGUUUCAUGACCGUUUUCCUUUCUUUGUCUCCCUGAGCUGAUGUGUAUGGCCGUUACCUACAAUAGGCACCACGGGCACCUUUGGGUGCCGCUCGCUGUGCACCACCUGACACGCGGGAGAGGGGCGUGUCGAGCCGUCUGCACUCAGAUCUGUGUCACCUUCACUCAUACCUGUCCUACUUAGACAUUUCGGCGAUGACACUAGAGUCAAAGAGCGGUGCUGUAUAAGCCAUGAGUCACUUUCGGGCGUUAGCGGGUGUGCUGAGGGGUGGGUGUGUCGGGGGAGGUCAGUGGCUUCGUGGAUGCGGAGAGGCCCCGGCCAGGCGCUGGCUCGAUCCCCGGAGAGGGUGCACCUCCGGAUCUGCGCCUGCUCUCUCAGUGGUGGCCAGCAGCUCCAGCUAUGUGGAGGAGAUGUACUUUGCCUGGCUGGAGGAUCAUAAAAACGUCCACGAGUCUUGGGACGCAUUCUUCCGUAACAUCCAGGCCUCCAGUCCGUCUGGCGAGGCAGGUGAGAGAUGCCCCUCUGCUCUGCUCCAGGGCCGAGUGCGGGCUCACUCACCAGACAUGGCACAGAAAGUGGUGGAGGACCACCUGGCUGUGCACACUCUAAUUAGAGCCUACCAGAUUCGUGGUCACCAUGUUGCCCAGUUAGAUCCUCUGGGAAUCCUGGAGGCUGACCUGGACUCCUUUGUUCCCUCCGACCUGAUCACCACCAUCGAUAAGUUAGGUUUCUAUGGUCUUGAUGAGUCUGACUUGGAUAGGAGCUUUCGGCUGCCUUCCACCACCUUCAUCGGAGGAGAAAACACCACUCUUCCUCUUCAAGAAAUCAUACACAGACUAGAGACAUCCUACUGUGGUCACAUAGGGGUCGAGUUUAUGUUCAUUAACAACAUGGACCAGUGUCAGUGGAUUCGUCAGAAAUUUGAGACUCCGGGAAUCAUGCAGUUCACUAAUGCUGAGAAGAGAACUUUGCUAGCCCGCCUGGUCAGAUCCACACGAUUUGAGGACUUCCUGGCCAGAAAGUGGUCAUCAGAGAAACGUUUUGGUCUGGAGGGCUGUGAAGUGCUCAUCCCUGCUCUUAAAACCAUCAUUGACAAGUCGAGUGCUGCAGGCAUUGAAAGUGUAAUCAUGGGAAUGCCUCAUCGGGGUCGACUGAAUGUCUUGGCCAAUGUGAUCCGUAAGGAGCUGAAUCAGAUCUUCUGUCAGUUCGACCCCAAGUUAGAGGCCACCGAUGAGGGGUCGGGUGACGUCAAAUACCACCUUGGGAUGUACCACGAGAGGAUCAACCGUGAGACGGACAAGAACAUCACGCUGUCACUCAUGGCAAACCCCUCCCACCUGGAGGCGGUGGAUCCGGUGGUUCAGGGCAAGGCCAAAGCUGAGCAGUUCUACAGAGGAGACACUCAGGGAAAGAAGGUGAUGUGCAUCUUGAUUCAUGGUGACGCUGCUUUUGCUGGACAAGGAGUUGUAUAUGAGACUUUCCACCUAAGUGAGCUCCCCUCCUACACCACACAUGGUACAAUCCAUGUGGUUGUCAACAACCAGAUUGGCUUCACUACAGACCCUCGAGUGGCCCGCUCCUCCCCCUACCCCACCGAUGUGGCUCGGGUUGUCAAUGCACCCAUCUUCCAUGUGAAUGCCGAUGACCCCGAGGCUGUAAUGUACGUGUGCCGGGUGGCUGCAGAGUGGAGGGCCACCUUCAACAAGGAUGUUGUCAUUGACCUGGUUUCUUACAGGCGCUUUGGCCACAAUGAGAUGGACGAGCCCAUGUUCACCCAACCGCUGAUGUACAAACAGAUCCGUCGGCAGGAGCAUGUGCUGAAAAAGUAUUCUGACAAGCUCAUUGCUGAGGGAGUGGUGACGCUGCAGGAAUUUGAGGAAGAAGUUGCCAAAUAUGACAAGAUAUGUGAGGAGGCAUACACCAGCUCCAAGGAUGAAAAGAUUUUACACAUUCGACACUGGCUUGACUCCCCGUGGCCAGAUUUCUUCACAGCAGAGGGAGAGCCCAGGAGCAUGAUCUGUGUCCCCACAGGGCUGGAUGAGGAGGUCCUGCAGCACAUUGGCCAGACAGCCAGCUCAGUGCCUCUGGAAGAUUUUAAAAUCCACCCUGGUGUGUCUCGUAUCCUGCGUGGUCGAGCUCACCUGGUGACGAAUCGGCAGAUGGACUGGGCUCUGGGAGAGUACAUGGCCUUUGGCUCCCUUCUCAAAGAAGGCAUCCAUGUACGACUCAGCGGGCAGGAUGUGGAGCGGGGAACCUUUAGUCACCGUCACCAUGUUCUGCACGACCAAGAGGUGGACAAACGUAUCUGUGUUCCCAUGAACCACCUGUGGGCUAACCAGGCUCCUUACACUGUCUGCAACAGCUCCUUAUCGGAGUAUGGAGUGCUAGGUUUUGAGCUUGGCUUUGCUAUGGCCAGUCCGAAUGCUCUGAUCCUCUGGGAGGCGCAGUUUGGAGACUUUCACAACACAGCCCAGUGUAUCAUUGACCAGUUCAUCAGCCCAGGCCAGGCCAAGUGGGUCCGCAACAAUGGUAUUGUCCUACUGCUACCGCAUGGGAUGGAGGGAAUGGGCCCAGAACAUUCAUCAGCCCGACCUGAACGCUUCCUGCAAAUGAGCAAAGAUGAUCCCGAUCACUUCCCUGAGUUCUGUGGAGAUUUUGAAGUCCAGCAGUUGUAUGACUGUAACUGGAUUGUGGUCAACUGCUCCACGCCUGCUAACUACUGUCAUGUGAUCAGACGGCAGAUUCUGCUGCCAUUCAGAAAACCGCUGAUCAUUUUCACUCCAAAGUCUCUGCUGAGGCACCCGGAUGCAAGGUCCAGUUUUGAUGACCUCGCCAAAGGCACUACAUUCAAGAGGUUGAUUCCAGAUGAGAGUCCUGCGAGUCAAAACCCAGCCCAAGUGAAGAGGGUGAUCUUCUGCACUGGCAAAGUGUACUAUGAACUGGCUAAAGAGAGGAAACAGCUAAAUUUGGAGAAAGACAUCGCCAUCAUCCGACUUGAACAGAUUUCUCCAUUCCCGUUUGAUCUGGUCAGAGCAGAGUCAGAGAAGUAUGCCAACGCUGAGCUGGUCUGGUGUCAGGAGGAACACAAGAACAUGGGCUACUAUGAUUAUGUCCGGCCACGUUUUCUCACAGUGGUGGCUAACAAGAAAGCCAUUUGGUAUGUGGGACGGGAUCCUGCAGCUGCUCCUGCAACAGGGAACAAGUCCACCCACCUCAAUGAGCUGAAGAAGUUCAUGGACACAGCUUUCAACCUGAGCGCCUUCCAGGGGAAGGACUUGUAAUUGAGAACUGGAACAAGAACCAGGCAGGAGGUGUAGUUUCAUCUCCAACAACUGUAGUCUAUUUAUUAAGUCUUGAUUGCACUUUUAGCUUUGUGACAAUCUGGAGCAUAGCCUCGUGUUUUUAGAAAAAAUUAUUUCAACUUCUGGUUAUCAUUUGUGAAAGUUCAGUCUGCAGCGCUAACUGCGGGUCCUCUUACAUGGAAGUCGCCAUGUUGCGCCGCCAUAUUUCUACAGUAGCCCAAACGGACAAACGGCUAUUCAGAGCGCUUUUCGUCACCAUGUUGAAUACUUACAAAGAAGAAGUAGUAGUAGUAGUAGUACUUGUAGUAGUAAUAGCAGUAGUACUCUGUUUAAUUAGAAGUAAGAAGAGACGUGAAAUUUGGACAGAGGACCACACGUAUUGUUUAGCGCAAGAGCCGACAGAGCGUGUCAGCCACCAUAGUUUCUCCUGCGCUCUUGCAAAGGGAGGGCUGAGCCGUGGUUAAGCCAUUGGUUGCAAGUUGCAACCCUCACCAAUAGAUGCCACUAAAACUUACACACUGAACCUUUAAGUGAUCAUUAUUCUAUUGUGACUCCCAUGCAUAGAAUCCCCACCAAUGUGAGAAGCAUCAUUAAGCACAACUAGGCGAGAGAAGGCUAAACAACUUUGGACAGUCUUUCCAGGGCCUCAUGUUUUAAAUGCAGAAUGAAUUAUCUUUCACUGUGACACGUUACGCAGGAUAGAAUAGAAUUGUUGUGCAUUGUUGUUCCCUGGCAAUGCCCUAUGUCAAGUGAAAGAGGUAACUUUUAUUUAUAUAGCCCCAAAUCACCCAGUUUCCCUUUAUCCUUAGAACCUUGAUUUGUAUGAGGAAAACCUCCCCCAAAAACACGGACCAACAUCAUGUAGUCUCAUAACAGCUUUACUGGAAGAAUCUGCACUUUAUUAAAUCAACACUAAUUAGCACAGGGCUUUUAUGGAAUAACUACAGUGUAUGUAUACACCUCAAUGUCUUGUCUAAAGAGAAGUGGUUAAGUAGCAAUAGUACACUCUUUGUAUCUUUAAUAACGUUCACACACCAAAUUUCAGAUAUGUGACAAUCUUUGUUAUUGGAGUAGCUUUAGUACUGUAGAUGCCUCCAUUGCUGCCAUGCUUAAUACUAGGAUAUAUUAGUUGUAUUUGUAUUGUUUAUUUCUUUUUUUUAGAUUAUGGAUGGAUGAAUAGUAGAAGCUAUGAGACGCACACAAACCACCAACUGGUGUACUUACACAGUGAAUGCAAAUCACAUAUCACAGGUAUGAAGACUGUUAUGAAAUUGAACACAUCAGUAGGUUUAGUGCCUGCAUUUGCUUUGGCUACCUUUGCUGUUAGUGAAGCAGUCUGUAUUUAUUGUCACACCUCACUUCACCAGGAGACAUGAGCCAGCUGGCACAGAGACUUGCAGCCAUGUUUUCUACUUAGGACAUAAGGCUCAGCUUCUUCUUCGAAGGCUGAGGGAUGUACACUGCACACAUACACAUAAACAAAGCAAAGCAUUUAGAUGCUUUGAGAGCAAUAUUGACGCUGGUUGUCACAUUAAAAUCCCCAGGUAUUUAACAGAAUUGAUAUUAGUUACCACUGUGAUUAGAAAUGCUCCAUAAAACUGUGCUUCCUGUUUGGUUAUACUGUAGCUUACUGUUUCCACUUCCAGCUGGGAGAUUUAACCAUUAGCCAUGCAUAAACCUUUACAUAUUUAACGAUUUAAAAAAGGUUUAAUAUGCCCACAUAUUAGUGUGGGUAUUGAAACAUGCACAACUUGAUAGAGCUUACACUGGGAAUAAUAAAAUAUGCAAUAAAAUAUAUGUAAGUUUA
This is a messenger RNA of Micropterus salmoides (largemouth bass), 5925 nucleotides long. It is a transcript of the gene ogdhl, whose product is annotated as oxoglutarate dehydrogenase L. Bases 1047 to 4097 code for a protein of 1016 amino acids. Gene Ontology annotation, cellular component: oxoglutarate dehydrogenase complex; mitochondrion. Gene Ontology annotation, molecular function: thiamine pyrophosphate binding; oxoglutarate dehydrogenase (succinyl-transferring) activity. The record is from RefSeq and is a predicted model, not a curated record. The transcript has 23 exons. Lineage: Eukaryota; Metazoa; Chordata; Actinopteri; Centrarchiformes; Centrarchidae. Gene Ontology annotation, biological process: tricarboxylic acid cycle.